AUGAAGAUUCUGAAAGUGUUACUGGUAGUGCUGCUUGUGGUGAAUCUGACCACCGGAUUUUUCUUUAAAAAGAAGAAAAAAGUGUACGUCCAUCAUCCACCGGCAGCACCGGCGCACCCACAAUACACCGCACCAUAUCCGUACACCCACAGCCACAGCCAUUACUAUCAACCUGUUCCGUACUACUAUUAUGCACCUGUGCACGCUGUCCCUGCUGCUCCACCGGUACCAGUACCGAGUACAGAUUCAUCGCAAGUAACGCAUUCGUCUAGCAAACAGGCACUGCCCGUCUUCGAGCCGGCAAGCUUCAACGCUGGUGCUUCGAAAAAUGUAGAAAUCGUACCAUCGCUCGGAUUCCAAAUGGGUACAAAAACCGAUGUUAUAGAGAUCUAUAAAUCGGAGGGUAGAUACAUUGAGUUACCCUCGGAAACCGUUCCAAUCGAUGAUACCGAUAGCAUUGCACCAAUCAUCCCCUCGGUUAUCCCGAAUGUUGAUAGCGGAGUACAACUCCCAACACAAACAACUUUAAUCGAAUUGAAUAGUGCCGUACCCGUAGAAUCGGACUCCUUACCGAUCCUGCUGCCCAACGUGGAAACUGCCGUCCUAGACAGCAAUGAUAAUUCCCCAGCCGUGCGCGUUGGCGUUGAAGCCAUAGAGCCGAGAACGAUGGAUGAAAAAGUUGAGGAACCGCCGCAGUCCGUUCAAAUUACUCAGAGCGACAGUUCUGAGCAGUUGAUUACGACAGUUAUUGAGGAUACAAACCCUACCACCGAGGCUGCGACUGCAGGUGUAUCAAACGAUGAGCCACUAUCCGAUGUUGUGUUGCUUAAUUCCGGAGGAUCGGUGCAAGUCAGCCCUUCGACAGAAACCGGUGAGUUAGGUUCAACACCUUUGGAUGUACUUCAAUUCCCCGAGGUUCAGCAAUUACUUAAUGAGCUUAUAAAAAACGAGCAGUUUGACGAAAAACGGUUUAAUAUUGGUACCAUAUCUAACGGUGACCUUGAAUCAACGAAGCCGGUAGAAAUUGAUCCUCAGGUCAGCUAUAGUCGAGUAGUGCGCCAAUAA
Molecule: messenger RNA, 1065 nt
Organism: Anopheles marshallii
Lineage: Eukaryota; Metazoa; Arthropoda; Insecta; Diptera; Culicidae
Exons: 3
Coding region: 1-1065 (354 amino acids)
Source: RefSeq, a predicted model, not a curated record